Molecule: messenger RNA, 2623 nt
Organism: Oncorhynchus gorbuscha (pink salmon)
Lineage: Eukaryota; Metazoa; Chordata; Actinopteri; Salmoniformes; Salmonidae
Product: vitamin D3 receptor A
Exons: 10
Coding region: 218-1489 (423 amino acids)
Biological process (GO): cell differentiation; positive regulation of transcription by RNA polymerase II; negative regulation of transcription by RNA polymerase II
Cellular component (GO): nucleus
Molecular function (GO): nuclear receptor activity; vitamin D response element binding; zinc ion binding
Source: RefSeq, a predicted model, not a curated record
GGCGGGACAACGCAGAAGUGGUGGUCGUAGCUAUUUAUGGGUAGAUUAAAGAUUUGCCUCCGUAUGGAUUAAUUUUAACACCAGAAAAGUUUCCAUUGAACGAAGAAUACGUUCACCAGCUACCAAACAUUUGGAAAAUUCUCGACCUGGCUUCAAGAAUAACAGUCCCGGAGACCCUACCCAGCAAAGUAAAGAAACGUGACAUGCCACAUCAGUGAUGGAGACCAUGGCUGUGAGCACGUCUGUGGUGGGGCCUGAUGAGUUUGACCGCAACGCGCCGCGGAUCUGUGGCGUCUGUGGAGACAAGGCCACAGGCUUCCACUUCAACGCCAUGACCUGUGAGGGCUGCAAAGGCUUCUUCAGACGCAGCAUGAAGCGUAAGGCUUGUUUCACCUGCCCCUUCAACGGCAGCUGCACCAUCACCAAGGACAACCGGCGGCACUGCCAGGCCUGCCGGCUCAAACGCUGCGUGGACAUCGGCAUGAUGAAGGAGUUCAUCCUCACAGAUGAGGAGGUGCAGAGGAAGAAGGACCUGAUCCAGAAGAGGAAAGAGGAAGAGGCGGCGCGGGAGGCCUUGAGACCUAGGCUGAACAAUGAGCAGAGCCAGGUCAUCGCCUCAUUGGUGGAGGCCCACCACAAGACCUAUGAUAACUCCUACUCUGACUUCUCAUGCUUCAGGCCCCCAGUGCGAGAGGGCCCAGUAACACGAAGUGCCAGUCGUGCAGCCUCCCUUCACUCUCUGUCAGAUGCCUCCUCAGACUCCUUCAACCACUCACCAGAGUCUGUGGACACCAAGCUGAUGAACUUCAGCAGUCUGUUGAUGAUGUACCAGGACAGUGCAGGCAGCCCAGACUCCAGUGAGGAUGAUGGCUCCAAGCACUCUAUGCUGCCCCACCUGGCUGACCUGGUCAGCUACAGCAUCCAGAAGGUCAUCGGCUUCGCUAAGAUGAUUCCUGGCUUCAGAGGGCUGACUGCUGAGGACCAGAUCGCCCUGCUGAAAUCCAGUGCCAUCGAGAUCAUCAUGCUGCGUUCCAACCAGUCCUUCAACCUAGAGGACAUGUCCUGGAGCUGUGGUGGUGGUGCCGACUUCAAGUACUGCGUCAACGACGUCACCAAGGCGGGUCACACUCUGGACCUGUUGGAGCCACUGGUGAAAUUCCAGGUGGGCCUGAAGAAACUCAAGCUCCAUGAGGAGGAACACGUGCUGCUCAUGGCCAUCUGCCUGCUGUCUCCAGAUCGACCUGGGGUGCAGGAUCACGCUAAGAUCGAGGUUCUCCAGGACCGUCUGUCGGAGGUGCUCCAGGCCUACAUCAGAGUGAACCACCCAGGAGGGCGGCUGCUCUACGCCAGGAUGAUCCAGAAGCUGGCCGACCUGCGCAGCCUCAACGAGGAGCACUCCAAACAGUACCGCUCGCUGUCCUUCCAGCCAGAGCACAGCAUGCAGCUCACCCCGCUGGUGCUGGAGGUGUUUGGGAGCGAGGUGUCAUAGCAGCCCCUCUGACCCCUCCCCAUGAGGGACCCCCAAGAUGGCGUUGAGUUGCUGGAUGGUGGGUUCAGCGAUGGAAGGGUAUCUGAGGGGGGAUAGCCGAAUGGACCUGAUAGUGUCACUGUCAAAGAAGGUUUUGGGGGGUUAAUUAGGGAUUAUGGGUAAAGAGAGUGAGGGGCUUUGAUAAGGUUGGAAUUUCCCAUUGAUAAGAAAAAGGGAAUUUCAAACAGAAUGUAUUUAUAAAUAUAUAUACAUACAUACAUACAUACAUACAUAAGCUAAUAUCUAUAUUUAAAAAAAGGUGGUUUCGAUUAAAACAAAUGGAUGAGUAAUCUAAUGUAUAUUAUAGGAUAUGUAGGCCCUAUUUGUGUGCAUAUGAAUGUGUGUAUGUGUUGACAUGGUGUUUCAAAUGUAAAGAAUGUAAUGCAUGCAUACAAGCAUACACGCACAGACACACCCCGAGUAGAGUGUGAGGGGCCUUCUAUUUUUGAUGUUUGUAUAUUGAAUGACCACAAGAGGGUGUUGUGCACAGGCACUGACUUAAUGGAUUGGUUAAAGUGUAGGCUACAUGGGAUAUGUGUGGAAAAUCUGGAAACUAUUUGGAUCUUUUGCCCCUUCAAAAUAUAUACAUUUGCCACUCAAAAAGCUCUUGCCUUCAUAAGAGGAAAGAACAACAUGUUUUUAGUUCAUUUUCAUUAUGGAUUAUUGGCUAGCUAAAAUAAAAUGAGCUAAACUAACCUAGUAAGGUGGCUAACGGCCAUGCCUCAGGGAGAAGUUAGCCGUUGCUAAAUACAUAUGUACAGUUGAAGUCGGAAGUUAACAUACACCUUAGCCAAAUACAUUUAACUCAGAUUUUCAUAAUCCCAGUAAAAAGUCCCGGUUUUAGGUCAGUUAGGAUCACCACUUUAUUUUAAGAAUGUGAAAUGUAAGAUAAUGAUUUCUUUCAGCUUUUAUUUCUUUCAUCACAAUCCCAGUGGGUCAGAAGUUAUAUACUCAAAUACUAUUUGGUAGGUAGCAUUGCUUUUAAAUUGUUUAACUUGGGUCAAACGUUUUGGGUAGCUUUCCACAAGCUUCCCACAAUAAGUUGGGUGUAUUUUGGCCCAUUUCCUCCUGAAAGAGCUGGUGUAACUGAGUCAG